Molecule: messenger RNA, 2656 nt
Organism: Linum trigynum
Lineage: Eukaryota; Viridiplantae; Streptophyta; Magnoliopsida; Malpighiales; Linaceae
Source: the annotation of a GenBank genome assembly
GCCAUCCAUCGAUUCGUCGUUCCGGGUCAUUCCCGAGGGAAUCCAUCUACAAAUGGUAGGGUAUUUGAGUCGAUCGAGCUAGGAGGAUACCCAACAUCGAUCCAUAGAACGAACCUAGGACGAUUCAACCCAAGAGAGCUCCCCACCUUGUAAAUAGCUAGGUUAGUGGUUAUUCUAGGUUAGUUAGUUUAAUUCUAUCAAUCACUAUCCUAGGUUGGCUAGAUAACGAACCCUAAACCUGAAGUAUGGUAAGCCUAGAUCCCCGUGGUACGAUAAAUUCUUAUUGCUUGCUUGCCCUAUGCUACACCCGUUCGACGGUUAUACUUGGCCGUCGAUCAUGAUGUUGUAGUUAGAACGAGUCACCAUUCACGAAAUCUUUCUUUCUUCUCUUUGAGACAGGAGACGAAGAGAGACCGCCGCUUGGAGCUCUGCAUUGUGCUCACCCUUUCUUCCUUUCUUCGCUUCGAGACCAAAGAUGGAGAGAUCUCUUCCGCCGAAAUCCCUAAAAAAACCCUAAUCGGAGGAGAAUCAAGUAUAACAAACAUAAAUCAGAAUCGGACGGUGACAUGCAGAUCUCGAAGAGAGCAUAAAUCAAGAACAACAGACAACAUAAAACAGAUUUACACUAAAAAUGAGAGAGAAGAGAGCAGAAAUCGUGAUUGGGAGACAGGUCGCCGCUGCAGAAGAAUGGCGGCGCGUCUCGUCUCUCUCCCUCCUCGUAGAGGUCGAAGUAAUAAAUGAGAGGAGAGAAGAUAGGGAGGAGCGGAAGGGAGAGUGGGGAGAAGAGAAGGGCGUGGCAGAUCUUGAAGGAGAUGGGAAGUCGAAGGUGCUUCUGGGCGGCGGUGGAGAGGGGAGAAGGAGGAGGUGGGAGGCGGAUUGAUGGAGAAGUUUAGGGAAAGUUGCAGAUUUGAGGAAGAUAGAGGGAGAUGGAGCAGAUUUUUUCGUAGAGAGAGAGGAAGCUCUGAAGAGAAAUGAUGAAGAGAGUGUAAAAAAUAGAGGGAGGGAUUGGAAGUUCGGGUUAGGUUGGAAACCCGAACCGAACAGGAAUAUAACUUGGUUCGGACGAACCGAACCAAAUUAUAUUCCGGUUCGGGAUUGGUUUCAUGUGUGGAGUAAUCGGGAGAUACGGUAUGCUUAAUUUUGGUUUGGUUUUGAUCGAACCGAACUGUUGCCCACCCCUAAUGGAGAAUGAGGGGAGAAGAGGCAGAUGGAAGAAUGGUGGGGAGAGAAGAGAUGGAAUCUGGGGAAUGACAAGAGAGGUAGAGGGAACAAAGUGAGUUGGAUUGGGUUGGAUUGGAUAUUUGGAUUGGAGAGUCAUCUAAUUUUGUAGUUAUUUUUUUUAAUAUCUGAUAACACAUUAACGGUUUGGAGGGAAAGGGAGCUCUUUCAGUUUUUUGGAUUGAAACCCUUAUGAUCACGACUGAACAGUCCGAAUCCGAUUAAACGAUUUACAAUCUAGUCCAAUUUCUUAUUUCCAUUUUUUUUCUAAACAUCGAGUUGGAAUGAACCGUUUUCCACCCAUAAUUUCAAGAAUCGAAUUUGUGAAACAUCUUCAGUGCCCGGGUACAACAACAGCAAACACAUGGGAGUAUAGAAAAACCUAUCGAAGCAACGCGGCAACCGUCGAGAGAUGUUCCUGUGAAGUCUUCCCAAAUACCUCUUCUCUUCUCACCCAAGAAGUUUGGGCUUCGCUAUCUGUUGUUUUCAAUUUUUAGGCAUAAUCACCCUAGAGACGCCGCUCUAGAGCUUGGGCUUGGCACUUUCACUUUCAGAAUGAGUUUUUGAGACCCACUAAAUUGUUUUUAGGUAAAAUAUUAUUUAACUAUAAUCUCUGCAAUCACAUCCAAAGGUCAUUAAACACCGAAAUUGGUUGAGCACCUGAAUUGAAACGCUCAUCAGAGUGAUCAGAGGGCCCAUCCCAAUUGGCUAUGAGUGAAGUUAUCAGCUAAGUUUCAGAAUCUCGAGCGAUCCAACGGUUGAACGUUCGCCAUGUCAGCGAUCUGCGUGACCGUCCCCUUUUAUGUAAAAAAAGUUGUGUUUCUAAGGACGUGGAGGUGAAUUUGUUGGAAGAACCAUCCCCAGCUUUUGAUAUUCUCUCCCUCAACAAUGGCGAAGGCUAUAGGAAAGAUACGCCCUGUUUGCAUUUGCUCCACUAGCAAUCAGGAGAGUGUUCACCGCACGGGUGAUGACCCCAACGCCAGACUCCUUUGCUCCUGAUGGCACGGACCCUAGCCUUGCAUCCCUCAUGUUGAUAUUGCAUCUAACUAUGUGUAGGGAUGACAAUUAGGCGAGUUUGCUUAAAGCAUCCCCAUCCCCGUUUUCACAUACCCAAACUCAUAUCCGCCCUAUACCCAUGCGGGGGAAUGUUUUUCAAACCCAUCUCUAUACCCAUGGGUAAUACCAACAUGUUAAAAUUUACACAUAUACUCAUAUUACAUAGGGUUAAUAUUUUCGUAUGGCCUGAACUUUGACCAAAAUAAACAUCCUGGCCAAUCUUUUCGAUCUAUAACAUCCUGGCCCGAACUAUACACCAAAAUAAACAAUUUGGCCAAACCCGAUGUUUGACCGUUAACUUGGACGGUCAAACGCGUUGACUAACGGUCAAUGCGCCACGUCACUGCCAAGUCAGAAGAUCUGAUAAAUAUUUAAUUUUUUU